AUGCUUACAGGCAGGAACACUCUUCCUGAUUUUGAUUCUGUUUCACUGCCCUUCAAAGAUGCUCUAAAUGAACUGUUUGACGAGAAUUCGGCACGUAAUGGACAAUUUGAAGAGUCAUUUAAACUGCCUUUAGUGGAUCAAGCAUACUACUACGAGUUGAUCAAAAGUGUUACGCAAAGCAAGAUUUACGUUUCGACUGCGUUCAGAGACGAUGAGAGCGAAAAAGACUCAUCACGAAAACGGGCCAAGUGCUACCGAUUGCUUAGCCAGGAAGAAGUUGUAGCAAAAAUCUGGGGAAUGAUUGUAGACCGUGUCGAUGAAAGUGCUGACCAUGUUAUUUCGGAGUUCAUCGAAAGUCUGGCGUUAGAAAGUGAUUUCGAAGCCGGAUUUGUCCAUCUUUGGCCAAAAUGCUGUAUGGGCGCUUUUGAACGUCAGAAACACCUUGUUUCGGAAGCAUUUGGCGCCUUGACUGGUACUUUUCCAUUCAUUUUAGAUAAAAUUCCAGGUGUACAGACCAUAGUCGAUUUUGCAGACUAUCGCUUAGCCGAAGCAGGGCUGUCUGUUUUAGGAAAAAAAACGGAUCGGAUGGUUGUAGAGCUUUUUCGGAUUCUUAGAGUGGAAUUGAACGUUUUGUCCAAAUCUGACGGCUCGGAAGACGACAAUCAGGCCCGAACCAACUGUCUCAAGACGCUGUUGCGAAUAAUGAGCAGAUGCCGUCUUACCGUUUUAAAGGAACAGAAGCUAUCUUUGAAGAAGCUUUAUCUCAGUAGUCUCGAAAAUAUGCUGGAUCAUGUCGAGAUUGCCGUCAAUCAAGAUUAUCUCAAGAACGUUAAACUUGUGAUGAUCAGAGAGUACAAGAUCUUCUCUUGCAUUUCUCGAAAUCUCGCGGUAGAAGUGAAGAAAACAAUAGCGAACCAUUUGAUCUUCAGUGAAAAACGCCUAAGAGAUCUCUUCGAUCUUUAUGCUCUUAACUUGGGACUCAAAGAAGAGUUCGAGUUUCUGAAGCUUGCGCAUGAAACUGGCGCCAGACGCCGAGAGUUUUAUGAAGUCUUAGCCUCGCAGGUUUCUAGCAGAUUCAAAUUUUCUUUUCAGAAAUAUCGGAGCGCGGAUCGGAUUCUUGCCUUUUGUGAGUCUCUUUAUGCGUUGGAAGAUCCGGCCUGCCAUAAAUUCAUCAAAGAUGGUCUCAAGGAAACUUUUGAUGGUGAGCUGAAGAUUCUUGAACCACUUUUAAAGAGUUUGAAUGUCAUAAUUAAGCACUGCUACGACUCUCUGAGGAUUGGCGAUCAUGAUGCGAAGUUGUUUGCAGAAGGGCAACGUCAAAAACUAAGGGCUCUAUUCACAAUUCUUCGUGACUUCGAUCUGUCUGAACCAUUUUUCAAGCUGUUCCUCGAGAAGAGCUUUUUCAGAAGAGUGUUAUUAAUGGGACAAGAAUUUCUGAGCUUUGCUGCGCAUCCGUACAAUCUAGAGAAAACGGUGCUGGACGAGUUUGAUUCUGUGGCUGCUCUCAACGGUAUAUUCCCACAAGUAUCGAAGUUGCGUGACGAUCUCGAGCGCACGAACUCGCUUCGUAAAGGUUUCGAAAGGAUACGACGGGAUGGAGUUGAACUAAUACCCAUGGUCUUUGAAAGGAAGAAUGUGCCUUCGUCCUUCCAACAACUACCGAACCAUGACAUUGAUCUACCACCAACUUUGAGACAGCAGUGGAGUCGUUUUCACAACUUCUACUUGAAAAGCGACUCGAAAUCUGGACUGAAGCCUCUUACUUUACAAAACUCGCUGCAUCACCUAGAAGUACAGACAGAUUUUCUGCUAGAGGACAAUUCAUUUCUUGUUUUGCAGCUUACCUUAUUACAAGCUAGUGUUUUGGAGAUCCUUAACUCUCGAGCUGAGGUAUCGAUUGCUUUGCUCGAGUCACUGCUGAGUGUACCAGCACAUCAAGUGGAUCUCACAUUGCAGUCCUUCGUUGACGCGGGCUUGUUAAAAGAAUUACUCGGGUCAUACAGUGUCAACGAAGAAUUUAGUGCCGAUCCAAAGAAGGUGAAAAAUGGGCGCCUGAAGAUUGUUCACCGCACUGUACCAAAAUCUCAUGAAACGAGAAUAGAUAUUGCUGCACCAGAACCAAACAAUGCAGAAUGGGUGAGAGAUGUGCUGCGCGCGAGUAUUGUACGAUCUUUGAAAGGAUGUGACGGUGGCAUGUCUUUCGAUGAGCUCGUACGGUCGGUUGAAAGAAUUAGAUCAGGAUUCAGUUUAGGAGAGUUCAAAUCUGCGCUCACAGAAAGCCGGGAGUUAUAUACCCUUCAAAACAAUUUGUAUUACUAUAGAUCAUGA
Molecule: messenger RNA, 2328 nt
Organism: Lachancea meyersii CBS 8951
Lineage: Eukaryota; Fungi; Ascomycota; Saccharomycetes; Saccharomycetales; Saccharomycetaceae
Source: the annotation of a GenBank genome assembly